CCCCGCCCGGCCGCAGGGCGCAGGACGCAGGCCGCUCGCCCCUCGGCCAGACUUGCCAGGCUCGGGCGCUCGGCUAUCAACAUCAAGCAGUAGCACUGCAGGUCUGCUGCGUGCAGCACAACAGCAGACCAUGAUCCCGAUUACAAUAUCUAGAGUCAACCAGUUUGAUGCUGCGAGGCUUGAUGUUGAAAUGUCCGCUAUGUUGAAAGAGCAGCUAGUCAAAGUAUUCUCUUUGAUGAAGCCAGGACUCUUAUUUCAGUAUGAGCCUGAACUUGAUGCGUUCCUCGAGUUCCUCAUCUGGAGGUUCUCUAUUUGGGUAGACAAGCCAACCCCAGGGAAUGCACUAAUGAACUUGAGGUACAGAGAUGAACGGGCAGCACCCAUCGCAGGAAAAGAGGUCAGAACAGGUUUGGAAGGACCUGGACUUUCAGUUUCUCAAAAGAUCUUGUAUUGUAUUAGCACUGUUGGUGGCCAAUACUUAUUGUCCCGCUUGCAGUCUUUUUCUGCUUUCCGUCGAUGGGGUGAUUCUGAACAGAGACCACUAGCGCGUCGUGCAUGGGGUUUGGUACAACAUGCUGAAGGAUUAUACAGAGCUGUUUCAUUCUUUAACCUAUUGUCAUUUCUUUAUGGUGGAAGAUAUAAAACUAUCGUGGAAAGGAUUCUGAAAGCAAGACUUGUUUAUGGGAGCCCCAACAUGAAUAGAGCAGUAAGCUUUGAGUACAUGAAUCGGCAGCUGGUUUGGAACGAGUUCUCGGAAAUGUUGCUUUUGCUUCUCCCCCUCUUAAACUCAUCCUCAGUAAAGAAGUUCCUCCUUCCCUUCUCUAAAGAUAAAUCAGCAAGUUCUUCUGGUGAUGAAGCAAACUGUCCUAUAUGUGUCUCUAAUCCUAGCAUUCCCUUCGUAGCUCUCCCAUGUCAACACAGGUAUUGUUACUAUUGCCUACGAACACGUUGUGCAGCUACAAGUUCUUACAGAUGUGCACGCUGUAAUGAGGUUGUCGUUGCAAUUCAAAGACAUGGAUCAAGUUAGUUUUACUUGGGUUCAGGAAUUCUUGCGCAUACAUCGCCUUCUGUUGUAACAAGAACGCUUCUUCACCCACCACCAUCAGAUUUUUAAAGCUCCGGUCCACAUAUUAUUGACCAGAAGCAAGACAUUUUGGGAUUGAAACUGGUGGUGUUAAACAUCAUGUUUUGUUUUUGUUUGUAUAAGUUAUGUUAUAGCAAAGUCCACAAGAUGGAAUUCACUUUCUGGGCAGACAAGAAUAUGUUCUUUCUAGAGGAAGAUGUAACUUAUAUUUAUGGAACAUUGUACUAGUGAUUUAUUUCUUUUUGUCGAAUAGUUCACAUCUUAGCUGGGCAUUGUAUGUUUGUAUGACAAGAGCCAGAGGUACUUUAAACUGUCACCAGUAACCUGCA
Messenger RNA from Lolium rigidum, 1413 nucleotides. RefSeq names its product peroxisome biogenesis protein 2-like. Lineage: Eukaryota; Viridiplantae; Streptophyta; Magnoliopsida; Poales; Poaceae. Gene Ontology annotation, biological process: protein import into peroxisome matrix. The coding region runs from base 131 to 1027 and encodes 298 amino acids. The record is from RefSeq and is a predicted model, not a curated record. Gene Ontology annotation, molecular function: zinc ion binding. Gene Ontology annotation, cellular component: peroxisomal membrane. The transcript has 8 exons.